CUUGUAGUCAACUGACGUCAGAGCAUUGGUCACGAACAGCUGUCGUGAGGGUCGGAGUUGGGGGGCGGUGUUAGAAACUCUCGAUCUGCAAAUCUUUUGUAGGGAUUCUCCCUGUCAGGAUGACUCUGCAGUGGACUGUGGUGGCUCUCUUUCUCUACGUGGAGAUAGCUCUCAUUCUCCUCCUCUGUCUACCCUUCGUAUCAGCCAAGAGAUGGAGGUCUGUUUUCAAUUUGAGUAUAUGGAAUUGGUUAUCUGCUUACUGGAACAAAUGCUUCUUUACCAUGAUCAUCAUCCUCAUAGUUCUCUUCCUGGAUGCCCUGCGUGAGGUGAAAAAGUACUCCGCUUCUGAACCCAUGCAAGAUGCCAAACUCAACCCCAACCUGUUUGACCACAUGCACAUGAAGCUGUUCAGAGCCCAGAGGAACCUCUACAUCUCAGGCUUCUCCCUGUUCCUCUGGCUAAUCAUGCGGCGCGUGGUCACACUCAUACAACAGGUGGCCAUCUCCACAGACAUGGAAGCCAGCCUGCAGGGGCAGACAGAGAGUGCUAACCAAUCAGCCAAGAAGUACCAGGAGGACAACCUGCGACUCAGACAGGCUCUGCUGGAUGAGGAAAAGGCCACCUCGGCACAAAACGAGUCCCUGAAGAAGGAGGCGGACAAGCUGGUGAAGGACCUGAAGGCUGGGGACGAUGCUGUAAGGAAGUCUCGGGCCGAAGUGGAGGCCAUGAAGAAACAGUCGGAAGGUUUGAUCAAAGAGUACGACAGCCUGUUGACAGAGCAUCAAGCUGUACAGAUUAUUUAUGAUGGAGCGGGAGACAAAAAGGAUAAAUAAUUCUGAACGGCACCCACGAUUACAUCGACGAAGACAAAAGCUUCCUGGAAACCUGUAUGUGGAUCUCUUUAAGCAAGUGUUUUAACCCAUCAAUAAAACAACAAUAUGGUCAAAGAUA
Hypomesus transpacificus is the source of this 951-nucleotide messenger RNA. RefSeq names its product B-cell receptor-associated protein 29-like. Gene Ontology annotation, biological process: endoplasmic reticulum to Golgi vesicle-mediated transport; intracellular protein transport. The coding region runs from base 120 to 833 and encodes 237 amino acids. NCBI's taxonomy places the organism in Eukaryota, Metazoa, Chordata, Actinopteri, Osmeriformes, Osmeridae. Gene Ontology annotation, cellular component: endoplasmic reticulum membrane; endoplasmic reticulum. The transcript has 8 exons. The record is from RefSeq and is a predicted model, not a curated record.